CACUUCCUGUUUCCCUCUCCACACGUGUGUUUGUGUGGCGAGAACCUCAGGAACCUCUACAGAACCUUAGCCCGUUACAGAACCAGAACCCGGUCCUCAACCAUGCUGCAGGACCUGGGUCUCAUCGGGACCCUCCGGGACGAGGACCUGAGCCCAGAGGAGCCCGACACCGAGUCCGAGCCGGAGGAUGAGCCGAUCAUCCUCAACAGGAAGAAGAAGUUGGGCCGCCGCGGGGUGAAAGACUUCAACACAGACUUUGAGUUCGGAGAGCGAGACCUGAAUGACGAUGACAGCUGGGUGAUGGCCGACGUCAUGAAGCAGAUCAAGAUCAAGAGAACCGCGACCACUCUGGACCAGAAAAUAGACAAAAUCAGGAAGAAGAGGAAAGCUGAGGAGAAAUCAUCUGAGGGUGACGGUACCGAGGGUUCUGCAGAGAAGAACCAGGAGGAGAGAGCAGACGAGGAGGAAGAGGAGGAUGUGAAGCCUGCUGCCGGAGAGGAGGAAGAGGAGGACGAUGUCGAGGACGAGGAGGAUGAGUUUGAUUCGAGUGAUGAGCAGAUUCUGACCCAAUCAGACACCCUGAGAGACAAAGAGCGCCGGGGGAGGAAGAGGAAGAUAGAAGAGGGGGCUCCGCAGUCGUACUCGGGAGACGCGUCGCAGUUCGACGAUCAGUUGACCUUCGAAGACAUGAACCUAUCCCGACCGAUCCUGAAGGCCAUCACUGCUCUGGGGUUCAAGGUGCCGACUCCCAUCCAGCAGGCCUGCGUCCCAGUGGGACUGCUGGGCCGCGACCUGUGCGCCUGUGCUGCUACUGGGACAGGGAAGACGGCUGCCUUCGUCUUGCCGGUGUUGGAGCGCUUGAUUUAUAAGCCCAGGACGUCCCAGGUGACCCGGGUCUUGGUUCUGGUUCCUACCAGAGAGUUGGGGAUCCAGGUUCACUCUGUGGCCCGGCAGCUGGCCCAGUUCAGCUCCAUCACCACCUGCCUGGCUGUCGGUGGGCUGGACCUGAAGUCUCAGGAGGCUGCGCUGAGGGCGGGGCCAGAUAUUCUGAUAGCUACACCUGGGCGUCUGAUCGACCAUCUUCACAACACACCCACCUUUGAGCUUACUCACAUCGAGAUCCUGAUCCUGGAUGAGGCUGACAGAAUGCUGGACGAGUACUUCGAGGAGCAGAUGAAGGAAAUCAUCCGACUGUGUGCCUACAACCGACAGACCAUGCUGUUCUCCGCCACCAUGACCGAGGAGGUGAAAGAACUGGCGGCGGUCUCGUUGAAGCAGCCAAUCAGGAUCUUCGUUAACAGCAACACUGACGUCGCUCCGUUUCUCCGACAAGAGUUCGUCCGAAUCCGACAAAACCGAGAGGGAGACAGAGAGGCCGUGGUGGCUGCCCUGCUGACCCGGACCUUCCAGGACCACGUGAUGUGUUUCACGCAGACGAGGAAGCAGGCGCACCGACUGCACAUCCUGCUGGGGCUGAUGGGCCUGAAGGUCGGAGAACUGCACGGAGAACUGAGCCAGAGCCAGAGACUGGAGAACCUCAGGCGGUUUAAAGACGAUCAGAUUGACAUCUUGGUGGCGACAGAUGUAGCAGCCCGCGGUCUGGACAUCGAUGGAGUGAAAACGGUGAUAAACUUCACCAUGCCGUCCACAGUGAAGCACUACGUCCAUCGUGUGGGACGGACGGCCAGAGCCGGGCGCUCCGGACGCUCCGUGUCUCUGGUGGGGGAGUCCGAGAGGAGGAUCCUGAAGGAGGUCGUCAAGUCCGCCAAGAACAGCGUGAAGGCCCGGGUCCUGCCGACAGACGUCAUCCUGAAGUUCAGAGACGUGAUCACUAAGCUGGAGAAGGACGUGGAGGCGGUGGUGAGGCUGGAGAGAGAGGAGCGGGAGUUCGCUGCAUCUGAGGCCAAGCUGAGCGUGGCUCAGAAGCGUCUGGAAGGCUCUUCCACCGCCGACUCUCAGAGGGUCUGGUUCCAGACUCAGCAGGAGAGGAAACAGAGCCGGGUGUCGAAGGCUCUGCAGGAGUUCGAUCUGGCUCUGAGGGGGAAGAAGAAGAGACAGAAGUUCCUGCAGGAAGGCAAGAGGAAGGAUCCCACGGCGGAGGAACGCGCUCAGUUCGAGAUCCUGAAGGCUCAGAUGUUCGCUGAGCGAGCGGCGAAGAGAGACCGGAGGCCGAAGAGAGCGAGGGCGAUGGCGGAGGAGGAGGCGGCGCCGAGGAAAGCAACCAAUCAGAAAGGAGGAAAAGGAGGGAAGCAGUCUGUGUUCGACAAAGAGCUGACCAACACCAGCAGCAAGGCUCUGAAGCACUACAGAGCAGGACCGUCCUUCGAGGACAGGAAACGCCUGGGUUUGGACAAGAAGCGUCCGGGGGGCUCCAGGUUCAACAACAAGAAGAAGAAGUGAUAAGAGCCAAGAUGGCCGUCUGCAUCAGCAGUCUCCACGUUGUCUCUGUGUUCACUGUGUAUAUCUUUCCCUUUGUUUUGUUCAUCAAAGAUCUUUUAAAUAAAGUUGCCGCAUAAAA
Molecule: messenger RNA, 2518 nt
Organism: Eleginops maclovinus (Patagonian blennie)
Lineage: Eukaryota; Metazoa; Chordata; Actinopteri; Perciformes; Eleginopidae
Gene: ddx27
Product: DEAD (Asp-Glu-Ala-Asp) box polypeptide 27
Exons: 21
Coding region: 103-2400 (765 amino acids)
Molecular function (GO): nucleic acid binding; ATP binding; RNA helicase activity
Source: RefSeq, a predicted model, not a curated record